UCACGCGGAUCAUAUUUGGGUGUUUAUAUGUGUCAACCUGUCGGUGGAUGAUAGUUGACGACUCGUCGUAUUCGCCCACAAGUCCUGAAUCCUAGGGCGCGGGCAGCAUAGUACGGACCAGUAUGCCAUCCAUCGACGUCGCCAUGGCGAGGAGCGUGAGGGGAGGUUUUCUGGAUCUGCUCACAGCUAGCAUGAGGCCCGUUGUAGAGUCACGAGAUGCCAUUACCGACGUCCAAGGCCACAUUACGGACGUCAAGACGGCCUUCUCGAGCUGGGACAAUUGCAUGAAUGCAAACUUUUGCAAAUGGCCGGUCAUUGCGAUCAUUGUGGUCGGCGGCUUGUUCAUCGCCUCCAUCGUGUGGUGUAUAGUGCGCUGCGCAUGUUGUGGCCUUUCCUGUUGUUGCGAAUGCUGCUACUGCCUCAAAUGCUGCGGCAGUUGCUGUGGCUGCUGCGACCCGCCGAGAGGACGAAAGAACAAAUAUCUCGACGAGCCCUACAUCCCGCCCCAUCACGACGCACACCAUGCGUACAAGCCACAAGCACCGAUGAAUGUCGGCCCAACGUUUGCCAGGACGGCCGAGCCGCCUCAGUACGCAGAAUUCGAAACGGCCAAAAAGGCCGGCGGUGUUCAUGAGGACGCCCUCCCGGAGAUGCCUAGCUGGGAGACUGCGAAUAACAAGAAGGUGCUAGUGGAGGAGGAGGCAGUGGAAUUGGAUCAAUUGAAGAAGCCCGAGGCCACUGGUGCCAGUGCAGCCAAUGGCCAGAACUUGCCCCUGAUGACAGGCGCGACGGCGACCCCAGGACCAGCGAGCCCAAUUCAUUCUCCACACCCCACGAGCCCGUACGGUCCCCCGGGCAGCCACGCACCAUCGAACGGCUACACCGCCGCGGGCGUGGCAGGUGGCGACCCGUAUGCGCAGGGAGGACAGGGAUUUGACUAUAACAAUGGUGCAUAUGACCGGCACUCGCCCUCGCUCGGUGUCGACCAAGGUUAUGGUAUGCCAGGAGGAGCUAUGGCUGUAGGAAGGCACUCACCGCGUGACUACAACAACGGCGGCGGAUAUGGGCAAGAUCGCGGCUACGGCGGAGCAUAUCCCGCACAGAGGGAGUUCGAUGACAGAUCUCCCCAGAAUCCGUAUGACGACUAUGGCCAGCAUGCGAACCAAGGGUUUGCAAUGGGUCCUGGGCGGCGCUCACCUCCCAGAGGGAGCCCCGGUCCCAGGGGAAGCCCCGGCAUGCGAGAUGGGAAUUACGGCGGUGCCAGGCGAUCGCCCGCCCCACCGGCGGACUAUGGUUACGAUGCGAGUUUCAGCAACGACGCGUAUCCGCCUGGGCAUCACCAGCAAAACUACUCGUCCGAGUCGAGUCGGCCCCUGAGGGCACCCCCUCAACGACAGUACUCCCAUGACGUGCCACCAUCUCCGACAAGCCUCCAGAACAAUGCAGGGUUCGAUUUCAACUCCGGAUACAGCCGCCGAGGAAGUCCUGCAGUAGCCCAGCAGGAGCAGCACCAACCUCCACCACAGCCAGCAGCAUACCCGGGCUAUCGAGCAUACCAGCCGGCCCAAAAUCAAGAGGGCUGGAGCGGGCUAUAACCGUGACGACUGGGUUCAAGCAGCUAAAUAAAAAGGUGUAUGACUGUGGCUGGAUAUGACGACCAAAUCAACACCCUUUGUUUUCCCCCUAUGUGACUGCGCCAUCAUCAUU
Phialemonium atrogriseum is the source of this 1707-nucleotide messenger RNA. RefSeq names its product putative fibroin-3 related protein. Bases 123 to 1595 code for a protein of 490 amino acids. NCBI's taxonomy places the organism in Eukaryota, Fungi, Ascomycota, Sordariomycetes, Cephalothecales, Cephalothecaceae. Gene Ontology annotation, cellular component: cellular bud neck; plasma membrane. The transcript has 2 exons. The record is from RefSeq and is a predicted model, not a curated record.